Messenger RNA from Aplysia californica (California sea hare), 1508 nucleotides. RefSeq names its product nuclear receptor subfamily 2 group E member 1. NCBI's taxonomy places the organism in Eukaryota, Metazoa, Mollusca, Gastropoda, Aplysiida, Aplysiidae. Gene Ontology annotation, molecular function: zinc ion binding; RNA polymerase II cis-regulatory region sequence-specific DNA binding; nuclear receptor activity. The record is from RefSeq and is a predicted model, not a curated record. Gene Ontology annotation, biological process: regulation of transcription by RNA polymerase II; anatomical structure development; cell differentiation. The coding region runs from base 1 to 1344 and encodes 447 amino acids. The transcript is spliced from 8 exons.
AUGGGAAUUGAACCCACGUUUUCUGCAUGCGCUUUCGAAGUCUCUAGUCGCUACACCGCAGAUACCGACCGGAGGAGUAGCGGGCCCUUCCUCCAGACCUCCAGACCUCCAGACCUCCAGGCCUCCACAGCUCCAGCUACUCUUCUCAUAUUUCCCCCCAUCCCCCACGACAUCAAGAAGUUCUGUGACCGACUUCUGGACAUCCCGUGUAAAGUGUGCGGAGACAGGAGCUCAGGGAAACACUAUGGCAUCUACAGCUGUGAUGGUUGCUCCGGAUUCUUCAAGCGAAGCAUCCACAAGAACAGAGCGUACACAUGCAAGGCACAGGGCCCCCUAAAGGGAAGAUGCCCAGUAGACAAGACACACAGAAACCAGUGCCGAGCUUGCCGUCUCAAUAAAUGCUUCGAGGCCGACAUGAACAAGGAAGCAGUUCAACACGAGAGGGGACCGCGGAAGCCCAAACCAAAACCUGGAGAACUUCCGGGUCCGCUUUUGGUGGACACCAGGGGACAGAACUCUCAAGACCACCCGAUCGACCUAAGCGUUACCACCCCUUGCCGUCUCAUCCCCUUGCAGUAUCAUCAGGACAUCGCCAUGGCAACGCCACCGGUGUUCCCUGACUCUCACAUGUUGAUGUUGUCGGGAUACAUGAACAGGUUCAACGACCUCAUGAGGAUACAGGUAUGCUUGGUGUUCCGUUUACCAAUCAUACACGGCCCCUCUGCUUUCACCGCUCCUCUGGCCCCGCCCCUCGCUACGUCAUUCCACCACGACAUUUUACAAGAGGUCAUGGCCAGGCUUCUGUUCACGGUGGUCACGUGGGUCAAGCACAUCCCAGCAUUUAUUACGUUGACCCCUGGGGAUCAGACCAUGCUCAUGGCGUCCGCCUGGAAGGAGCUUUUCCUCUUGGGCGUGGUCCAGUGGGGGCUACCCGUUGACCACCUGUCGCAGAUGACGCAGAGGGAUGACGCAAGCACUUCCGCCGUGGACCUGGAGGAGUGCGAGACCUUGACGGAUCUGAUCAACAGACUCCGGGAGAUGUCUCUGGACCCCACAGAGAUGACGUGUGUGAAGGCUGUCGCGUUGUUCAAACCAGACGUGGCCAGUUUAUCAGACAGACGACAAGUCCAGAGCAUCCAAGACCAGGCCCAGCUCAUGCUCAACAAGCACAUCCAGCUGAGCUACCCUCGUCAGAUGAUCAGGUUCGGUCGUCUGCUCAUGCUCCUCUCCAAGAUGCAGACGAUCAGCGCCGGCACCGUCGAGAGGCUCUUCUUCCGGGGUCUACUGGCUACGUCAUCGAUCGAGAAGUUGAUCGGGAACAUUCUGCACGGAGAGUUCUUGUGACGUGAGCGACACGUCGGUCGCGCUUCUUGGUAUAGAUCUAUGAGAAAACCACAACAAUACUAAUAACGAUAAUGGCGAUAAUGAUAAUAAUAAUGACAAUAACAAUAUAACAAUUACAAUAGGCUACUAACAUUAUUAAUACCAAUAAUAACAAUUAAUAAUGA